Enterobius vermicularis (human pinworm) is the source of this 2423-nucleotide messenger RNA. Lineage: Eukaryota; Metazoa; Nematoda; Chromadorea; Rhabditida; Oxyuridae. The record is from the annotation of a GenBank genome assembly.
AUGUGCAAGUGCACAUUUCGAAUUAGUCAUUUAAAAUUUAUUGUUCAUCAACAUUUAGCAGACUAUGGGUGGAAUGUUAUUGAGCUUCUGUUUCCUGCUUCCACUGUUGCAGAGUCUACAAAAAACACUUGGCUCGAUUAUCUCGUUCUGUCCAUUAACGAUGCUUUUUGCAAGGUGAACUCGAAUUUGCCAAGAAAUUUUGGCCAGAAAUUGUCGAGGAACUCGGAAAUUUUUCCACAAAACUUGAAUGAUCUGAUCUUAUCUCAAUCUGCAAAAAGCCUGGUUAGGUCCUUUGAAGAGCGAGAGGAACGGUUCAGCAGUACUGCUUUAACUUGUUCGCAGAAGCGUUGCAAUAACACCGGUAGUACGGUGUCUAAAAUGGUGCUGUCUCAAAGGCCACUGCAAGUAAGGUCACCGUACUAUAGUGGGUAUCAGAGGACGUCAUUUGAUGAUCUUUAUGCGAACUGUCAAUCACUUGGCAUACGUCAACAUUUUGGACAGUUUCGAAGUGUACCCCAGUUUGGUGCAUGCACUGCUAGUGAAAAAGCUUAUUAUAAUAAUUGUGAAACUUUGGGUUAUAAGAAAGUUGACGAAAAUAUGAAAAGUUUUCGAGGAAGUUUACGUCAGAUGCGAAGUUCCGUCGCGUCAUUUGGCUUGCACCGAGCAUAUUUUGCUCACUGCUGUGCAUUGGAUUAUGUUCCUUUGUGGUUGAAAUCGUUACGUCUACACAAGUAUACUGAUCUUCUGGCAUCGAUGACUUAUGAUGAAAUGAUGAAACUUGAUGAGGAAAAGUUGGAGUUUUUGGGCGUUACAAAAGGAGCACGUAAAAAGCUUGUCCAAAGCAUUGAAAAACUUUGUGAGCGUGUGCCCCUGCUGCUGAAAAUGGAAAAGCGCCUUGAGGAAGGUAUUGAUUUCGGCCAUCUCUCUUGUUUGAUCGCUGAGCUUCGAGGGAUUAUGAAUACACCUAUUCGCGGUUUUCCCCCUCCAGGGUAUAAUAACAAGAAUGUUACGACAGCACAAAUUGAGGGUUUUGACGUUUCACCUGAGAAGCUCGAUGAGGAGAAUUUGCCUGGACAUCUUAUUCGCGUUGUUGGCAGGGUUCAAGCAAUACUUACGGCACCAAAUGCUCCUUCACUCAGUGAAGACUGUUAUGCAUGGCUUUUGCAGACAUAUGACAGAAUUGCAAUAAAUGAGGCGUUUACACCUACACAAAAGGCCCGAGCGGCGACUUGGAAAAAAUCUUUCAAGAAGGUGUGUAGUCCGUCUGUGACGCGCCGGAACAUGCGAAAGCCGAAUGCGAGUGUUCUUCUUUCUGCUGGUAGCGGUGGUAAUUCACUGAAUAGUGUUAGCGGCAUGCAACCUGCACGGCCAUUUCUGGACGGACAGCGAAGACGAAAUGAGCACGGUCAGAAUCGAAAGUCAAAUCAAAACAGGUUUCACGUACACGAUAUCCAGCUAACUCACCAGCCGAAGCAGUUUCAGACGUCCGUUGCAGUAAAUUCCCAAACGGUCAUUCAAAACACUCUAAAUUCUUUCGUGCAGGCAGUUUCGAGUUCUAAUUUACAGCAGACAGCAACUUUUUACUUAGCAUCGGUGGCAAAACUUACUCCAGAAAUGGCUGAGAAGCUUGACGAAAUGUUGACAAGCGGCACUGGGUCUCAGCUACAGCGAAAAACAGCGACUUGCGGUCUGAAAAAAACUGCAUGCACUGGCAACACUGUGGCACGUUCGCCGUUGAAGUUUGCUGUGCAAGAAGGAAGCAAUCAAAAUGGGCUCAAUGUUGAAGCGUAUAAAGCCCGGUAUUUGAAUAGUGUUGCUAAUCGGAGAUGUAACUGGUCUAUUUGCGGAGGCGUAGGAAAGCAGCACAGUCACGCAGGCUCCCCCGCAUCUCACAGCGUUUCAGAAUUGUCCCGCUUUAAUCCUCAUCACGAUCUUUCUUUCCCGACUCGGAACAUGAACACUAUGUUGGGUAUCUCAAUUAAUUCAACUUGUGCGUCUUCCCCGAAGAAAGCAGCUGCUACACAGGAAGAAAGUUCCUCAUAUUCUGAUAACGGUUGCGGUUGUAGUCAAAUUAUGGGUCUAGCAAGCUGGUCGAAAACCCCUUGCUGCAAUAGCGAACAGGGGGUUUGUGAACAAAUGUCGAGUAGUUUUUGUGGCGAAGUCACACCUUUUCGACCGAGCGUUUUGAAAACGUUAUUUCCGGUGUCUCCCGCUCAUAAAGGCUUGGUGCCUUCGGUUUGGUAUCGUGUGCCAUCGACUUCUUCCUUUUUCUCUCCCACGGAGUCGUUGUACGAGUCAAUUUCGACUUUAAAUACUGAGCACAGUAAUGCUCAAAAGAAUGGCCGGGCGGUGCGGCCGGAAAGGCUAUGUAGUGAUGAAUCGAGUCUCUUCGGCGGUAUGAAACAUUUUUCACCAGUUUAGAG